Molecule: messenger RNA, 2051 nt
Organism: Nothoprocta perdicaria
Lineage: Eukaryota; Metazoa; Chordata; Aves; Tinamiformes; Tinamidae
Gene: CSDC2
Product: cold shock domain containing C2
Exons: 3
Coding region: 19-480 (153 amino acids)
Biological process (GO): regulation of mRNA stability
Cellular component (GO): cytoplasm
Molecular function (GO): mRNA 3'-UTR binding
Source: RefSeq, a predicted model, not a curated record
CCUCCCGCCGGCCCCGCCAUGUCGUCCGAGCCCGGCGCGCCGCCGGCCGUGCCGCCGCUGCACUCGCCCAAGUCGCCCGUGUGGCCCACGUUCCCCUUCCAGCGCGAGGGCAGCCGCGUGUGGGAGCGCGGCAACCUCCUGCUGCGCGACCUGCCCAGCCCGCUGCCCACCAAGAGGACCAGGACGUACUCGGCGACGGCUCGUGCCUCCGCCGGCCCCAUCUUCAAGGGCGUCUGCAAGCAGUUCUCGCGCUCCCAGGGCCACGGCUUCAUCACCCCCGAGAAUGGCACAGAGGACAUUUUUGUUCACGUCUCCGACAUCGAGGGCGAGUACGUGCCAGUGGAGGGCGACGAGGUGACGUACAAAGUGUGCCCCAUCCCGCCCAAGAACCAGAAGCUGCAGGCCGUGGAGGUGGUGCUCACCAACCUGGCGCCCCACGCGAAGCACGAGACGUGGUCCGGCCAGAUCAUCGGCUCCUAGGCGGCCGCGCGGGGCGCCGCGGUGAGCGCGGAGCCGGGGCGGCCGGGGCUGCCCCAAGGCACGUCGGUGCCUGCGGCCGCUGUCUUUUAUACCGUUACCGUUUCCUUAAUGUCUGUCUGUCUGUCCCACCCUCUGUGCCCCCUCCCCGGCACCCCGCUGCCCCACGAUUCGGCCGCCCCCGCAGCACCCCGGUCCCCAGGGAUGUGGUGCRGGAAAGUGCCAGGGCCGCGUGCGGAGCUGAGCUUCACGGAGCUGGGAUGGGGGCCGCCGAGUCCUUCCCGCUCCCUUCCCUGUCGCUCGGAACUUGGGUCUGUCACUCGGCCGGGAGAAGGGUGACUCGUUUCCGUGUUAGUUUUUGCAGUCUGUUUUUAACGUCUCCACCAGCUCAGACCGGGAGAGCGAGAGGCAGGAGGAACGGGCACCAUCCGGACYAGCAGUGGGUUAUUUCCUAUAAAUCCUGGGGUGCCUCAGGUUUUGCGGGGCUCUUUUGGGGGCGCUCGGUGCCGCCGAGCACGCACAUCCCCACGGGGGCCUGGCGGGGCUCAACCCUUGGUGAUGCCCUGAGAUGGGGACGUGCUGCCCCAUGAGCUCCAGAGGCAAGAAGAGAAAAGCAGAGUGGCUUAAAGAAGGAAAAAGAUGAGUUUUAAGGGGAAAAGCAACCCAGCGUUCAAGGGUAAGUGCUCUGGGGUGCACGGGGGCUCCGCUCGCUGCAGGCGCUGGCCAGUCCCCAUUGCCAGCCCCACGGGCACGUGUGUCCCCACAGCGGUGACUGGGGAUGGCCGGCGGCCCUGUCACUGCUGCCCCGAGUGCUGAGASCGAGCCCAGGAGCUGAGCAGCCCCCGGCGCCAUGGGGCUGAGCCCGGCUGCACUCAUGUCCCCCGUGGCCGUGUGCGGCAGCCGACGCACUGUCCUUGGACCGAGCUGAGCUGGCUUUGGGGGCCACGGCUCCUUCCCCUCUCCCGUCCCCGUCCCCGCUGCCCCGUGGGAACGCCCCUCCACGUGUGUGUGUGUGUGUGUGUGUGUCUGUAGUUUGCCGUGGGGCAGCAGGAGAGGGGCCGGCGGGCCGGGGCGCUCGCAGCCCCCGCCGCGGUGCCUUCCCCGGCUCGGGCCGCCCGCGGACUCCCCCUGCCCCCUUGGUGUAGACAGGGUCUCGUGUAUGAAGCACAACCGUCGAGUUUUGGUCUUCUCCRCCACGUCCUGGCCACGCGGACCCCGGCGCUCCGGAGGAGUGGGGAGGACGGGGACCAUUCCCUGGUUCCCUGUGGGAACYGCUGGCACCACGAGGAGCAGAGGCCUGACCGAGGGCCUGGGCAAAAGUCAGCACAGCCACUGCCAAAYGGGCACGUUUUACAUUUUCAACCUUUCUGCGGCAGCAGCGGGGUCUGCCAUGACGGGGGAAAAGAAAAACAGGGGGGCAACGGCCACCCCACCCAGCGUGGGGCGGGACGGCUCCGGGCGAUGCGGAUCGGGCACCCUGCCGCCCCGAACCCCGGACUUGCUCCCGGCUGCCUUGGCUCCCCCAAACCUCCACCCGCUGCCGAGUGAACCACGGCCAUUCCCCGGAGCUCCGG